UUGGCAACACUGACCUUUAUUUACAUCCUCAACACGCCGGGUAAACAUCAGAACGUUUAACAUUUUCCUUUUUUGUGCAAAAUUAACCGUGCUUCUUUAUAAAGCUUUGUAUUAUCUCAAAAAAUGGCAAGACCGAUUUCGUUCGUCACGGGAAAUGCAAAGAAACUCGAGGAAGUACGUGCCAUUCUGGGGUCCUGUUUUCCACGGGAAAUCGUUGCUGUAAAGCUGGACCUUCCUGAGUUGCAGGGUGAGAUUGAUGACAUCUGCAAACGCAAGUGUCUCGAGGCGGCUCGGCAAGUGAAGGGACCGGUAAUGGUAGAAGACACAUGUUUAUGCUUUAACGCAUUAAAAGGACUCCCGGGUCCAUACAUCAAAUGGUUCCUCGACAAACUAGGCCCCGAAGGAUUGCAUAAGCUUCUCGACGGUUGGGAAGAUAAAUCCGCACAGGCAGUCUGCACGUUCGCGUACACGGAUCAACCGGACGGCGAGGUGGUGCUGUUCCAAGGACGCACCGAUGGCAUCAUUGUGGCACCACGUGGUCCACGAGAUUUCGGCUGGGAUCCGAUUUUCCAGCCUACCGGUUAUGAGCAAACGUACGCCGAACUACCAAAGCCGAAAAAGAACGAAAUCUCGCAUCGAUACCGUGCGCUAGCCAAGCUGGCAGAGCAUUUCUCCAGUGAAAGUAAAUGA
Molecule: messenger RNA, 690 nt
Organism: Anopheles marshallii
Lineage: Eukaryota; Metazoa; Arthropoda; Insecta; Diptera; Culicidae
Product: inosine triphosphate pyrophosphatase
Exons: 3
Coding region: 124-690 (188 amino acids)
Biological process (GO): nucleoside triphosphate catabolic process
Cellular component (GO): cytoplasm
Molecular function (GO): nucleoside triphosphate diphosphatase activity
Source: RefSeq, a predicted model, not a curated record